GCAUUUCGACGUAACUCUCCAACAUGGGCGUCAAAGUAAAAAACGGUAAAAAAUAUGAAUUGGUGGCGCCAGAUGGUGGAUGGGGUUACAUGAUUGGUGUAGGCGUGAUUAUAAAUUUGAUAACCAUAUCAACGUUCCUGGCGAGUUUUGGAAUGAUAUUUAAGGAUCUUUUCAUUGAACUGAACAUGGAUUCAACUAGUAUCACUUUUUUAAAUGGAGUUAGUGCACUAAGUGCUGCUUUAGCAGGAAUGAUUGUGAAUCCUCUAUUAAAGCUUCUAUCCUUACGUCAACUCGGCCUGGUUGCUGCGACAAUAUUUAAUUUGGGAAUAUUUGGCAACGUUUUUGUGAAUUCGAAACUGACAUUUUUCCUUUGCUUAGGAGUGCUACAGAGUGUGGGUAACGGAUUGAUAUAUAAUAUAUCCUGUACAGUAUUGAAUAACUAUUUUGUUAAGAGGCGACUGCUGGCUGUCAGUUUUACGCAGACUAUUAUAGGAGCUAUCGCCUUAUUUUCACCUCAAUUUGUCAAGUGGACUUUAGAAACAUUUGGAUUGAGAGGAACUUUAUUAAUCAUAUCAGCUGUUUCCUUGCAAAAUAUAGUCGGAAUGGCCUUGAUGCAGCCAGUGGAGUGGCAUAUGAAAAAGGUUGAAGUAUCCGAAGACAAUGAAAACGAAACUAAGUCCCUUUUGGCUUCGGAAGAAAAAGGUUUCAAAGGCAAAGAAGAUUUAAAACCAGUAAACAAAUCUGAGCUCGAAAACGGCAUCAAGAAAUCAAUUGAGAAAUUCAGUGUUGAAAAUACAAAAAAUGAAGAGUAUCAUGGCAGAAAAAAUUUCAUUUCAAAUUUCAUAGAUGUCUCACUUUUUAAGACCUUUCUUUUAUCGAAUGCAGCUGUCGGAGUGGCUCUAAGUUUGUUCUCUGAAUAUUUAUUUAUAUUUAUGCUUCCACAAGCCUUAUACGCAUUAGGAUGGAAUGAGGGAAAUAUAGCUUGGGCUCUGACUUUAAACGCGAUGACUGAUUUGGGGACGAGAGCUUUUUUUAUAUUCAUGAGCAGCUGGCUUCUUAACGUUGGAAGCCAUGAGAUUUACGUGGUUGGACUAGUCCUGGCUCUAAUUACCAAGCUUGGAAUGCUCUGGUCAGAUGAUAUGCUGGUGAUGACAGUUUUUAUAACAAUGAUGGGAAUACCGCGUUGCACUAUAAUGAUGCUUCUACCAGUAGUAGUGGCGGAUAGUGUAGAUCAAGACAAGUUUAGCUCUGCAAUGGGAAUAGUGCUACUAUUAUUUGGAUUCUUCAAUUUGUCUGUCGGUCCCUCUAUAGGUGCUAUACGAGACUUGACAAAUAGUUACUCGACAGCUUUCUACAUAUUAUCAUCAUGUUUUGGUAUAGUCAUUAUGUUCUGGACCAUAGAAUUGAUAUAUAAAAAGAACAAACACAAGAGGAUACCGAAGGAAGAGCCGAUAAAAGCCUGAUAUUACUAAAGCUUGCUCAUGAAGUUAUUUAUGAAUUAGAAUUAUUUAUUAUUAUUGCUCAUUAUUGUAAUU
Vanessa atalanta (red admiral) is the source of this 1535-nucleotide messenger RNA. RefSeq names its product monocarboxylate transporter 12-like. Gene Ontology annotation, biological process: monocarboxylic acid transport; transmembrane transport. The transcript has 10 exons. Bases 24 to 1463 code for a protein of 479 amino acids. Gene Ontology annotation, molecular function: monocarboxylic acid transmembrane transporter activity. The record is from RefSeq and is a predicted model, not a curated record. Lineage: Eukaryota; Metazoa; Arthropoda; Insecta; Lepidoptera; Nymphalidae.